GUGUCAUUUACAGUUUUUAUUUAGAAUUCAAACACGACGUUUUUCAAUUGUGGUUUUAAAGUUUAUAAUUAAAGUACCUAGGUAUAUUACUUGUACAUUUUAUUAUACAACAUUGACAAGUUAUUUUUUAGUAAAUCAUUGGUGAUAAAAAAAAACAAUGACGGAAGUUCAAUUGCAAGAAUUUAAACUAGAACCAGAUUCAGAACUUAGGUUUGAAGUUGAGUCAAAGAACGAAAAAGUAGUUUUAGAGGUUAAGAGUGGUUACGCGGAGUUGUUUGGCACUGAGCUAGUUAAAGGGAAACCGUAUGAGUUUCACACGGGAGCCAAGGUUGCGGUAUUUACGUGGCACGGCUGCACGGUAGAACUACGAGGUCGCACUGAAGUCAGCUAUGUAGCAAAGGAAACACCAAUGGUGGUAUACCUCAAUGUACACGCUGCUUUAGAGCAACAGAGAGUUGCAGCAGAGCAGGAAAACACUCGGGGUCCAGUCACUAUGGUGGUUGGCCCGGGAGAUGUUGGCAAGUCAACACUGACCAGAAUCCUGCUGAACUAUGCUGUGAGAAUGGGACGCAGGCCCAUAUAUGUGGAUCUGGAUGUGGGACAAGGGCAUAUUAGCGUUCCAGGAACUAUUGGUGCACUUCUAGUGGAACGACCUGCGUCAAUAGAGGAGGGGUUCAGCCAGCAAGCCCCCCUGGUGUACCACUUUGGCCACAAGUCACCUGAUGAGAACCUAGAACUGUACAAUACUAUAGUCUCACGUCUUGCUGAGGUGAUUGCUGAAAGGUGUGAGAAUAAUAAGAAAGCAUCAACAUCUGGUGUGAUAAUCAACACAUGCGGCUGGGUGAAAGGCGCCGGCUAUAAAGUGUUGACGCACGCCGCUCAGGCUUUUGAAGUGGAUGUGAUAUUAGUGUUAGACAAUGAAAGGUUGUACAAUGAAUUGAAGCGCGAUAUGCCGAAGUUUGUUAAAGUCGUGUACCUACCGAAAAGCGGAGGGGUGGUGGAGCGGUCGAUAUCGCAGCGCGCCGAGCUGCGGGACGCGCGCAUCCGGGAGUACUUCUACGGGAAGAGGACUCCCUACUACCCGCACUCGUUUGAUGUUAAGUUCUCGGAUCUCAAAAUAUAUAAGGUGGGCGCGCCGUCGCUGCCCGACUCGUGCAUGCCGCUGGGCAUGCGCGCGGCGGAGGCGCUGACGGCGCUGGUGGCGGUGUGGGCGGGCCCGGCGCUGGCGCACCGGCUGCUGGCGGUCUCGUUCGCGGCGGCGCCCGACGACCUGGCGCUGCACGCCAACCUCGCCGGCUUCGUGUGCGUGACUGCAGUGGACACAGAACGACAAACUCUGACGAUUCUCUCGCCACAGCCGCGACCUCUUCCAAACACUAUUUUGUUACUCUCAGAACUACAGUAUAUGGAUAACCACUAAACCGUUAUAGAUGCGACUCUUGUAUCAUGUCAUUAAAUAUAAAAUAAUGU
Molecule: messenger RNA, 1470 nt
Organism: Zerene cesonia (dogface butterfly)
Lineage: Eukaryota; Metazoa; Arthropoda; Insecta; Lepidoptera; Pieridae
Gene: cbc
Product: protein CLP1 homolog
Exons: 9
Coding region: 158-1420 (420 amino acids)
Biological process (GO): tRNA splicing, via endonucleolytic cleavage and ligation
Cellular component (GO): mRNA cleavage factor complex; nucleus
Molecular function (GO): polynucleotide 5'-hydroxyl-kinase activity
Source: RefSeq, a predicted model, not a curated record